UUUGCGAAAUAGAAGCGUAUCAAUCAAUCCGUAGCCGUCGUUGGAUUCAACAGCGGAAGAAUAGCGGGCGACGCUGUUCUCCGGCGGGUCUUGUCUAUUUCAUUGUUCCAUAUACACAUAUUAUAUAUAUAUAUAUUCGGAUCAGAAUCGGAAAAGAGAGAGAGAGAGAGAGGAGAAGGGGCUGGGGGAGAAAAGGAAGAGGACGACAUCGAUUGAUCGCACUCUUUGAAACGCCUCGUUAAAUAUAUAAAUCAGAUCAAUUUAGCUCAACGAGGUGUCCAGUGCCUUCUACACUUGGUUUUGUUUCGAUUUCUGGUUUCAAUCAAGGGUUUGUAGACUUGCGCGGAGAGAGAGAGUGGGGGGGAUUUUGAAGAGUGCAACCGAGAGGAGAUGGAACAUGUGAUGAGCAAGAUUCGGAACUUCGACGCCUACCCUAAGAUUAAUGAGGAUUUCUAUAGCAGGACCCUCUCCGGCGGCGUCAUCACUCUCGCAUCCUCCAUUCUCAUGCUCCUCUUGUUCCUCUCUGAACUCAGAUUAUAUCUCCAUGCUGUUACUGAAACGCAGCUAGUAGUAGAUACCUCAAGGGGAGAAACAUUACGCAUCAAUUUCGAUGUCACUUUUCCAGCCCUUCAAUGUUCAAUUCUCAGCCUCGAUGCCAUGGAUAUCAGCGGGGAGCAACAUCUUGACGUGAAACAUGACAUUUUCAAGAAAAGAAUUGAUGCCCAUGGCAAUGUAAUAGAAUCAAAACAGGAUGGUAUUGGUGCUCCCAAGAUUGACAAACCUCUGCAAAGACAUGGUGGGAGGCUUGAACACAAUGAGACAUACUGUGGUUCAUGCUAUGGUGCAGAAGCGUCAGAUGAUGAUUGCUGUAAUUCUUGUGAAGAAGUUCGUGAAGCAUAUCAAAAGAAAGGUUGGGGACUAUCAAAUCCUGAUUUGAUUGACCAGUGCAAAAGAGAAGGAUUUCUUGACAAGAUCAAAGCUGAAGAAGGUGAAGGAUGUAAUGUAUAUGGGUUCUUGGAGGUUAAUAAGGUGGCUGGAAAUUUCCAUUUUGCACCUGGCAAAAGUUUUCAUCAAUCAGGUGUCCACGUGCAUGAUCUGCUAGCUUUUCAGAUGGAUAGUUUUAAUUUAAGUCACACUAUCAAUAGGUUAGCUUUUGGAGACUAUUUCCCUGGCGUUGUGAAUCCUCUUGAUGGUGUGCGUUGGACACAACAGUCUCCAAGUGGGAUGUAUCAAUAUUUUAUCAAGGUGGUACCUACUGUGUACACAGAUGUCAACGGACACACUAUCCAGUCAAAUCAGUUCUCUGUAACAGAACAUUUUAAGGGUGCACGAAUUGGCCAGCUUCAGUCCCUUCCAGGAAUUUUCUUCUUUUAUGACCUUUCUCCUAUCAAGGUGACUUUCACUGAGGAACACGUUUCAUUUUUACACUUCUUGACAAAUGUCUGUGCCAUAAUUGGAGGUGUUUUCACAGUUUCAGGGAUAUUAGAUUCCUUCAUAUAUCACGGACAAAGGGCAAUCAAGAAGAAAAUGGAAAUUGGCAAGUUUAGCUGAGAGAUUGCCCGCCUGGUAUGUACCAACUGCUACUUUGUUUUAGUGGGUUCCCCAGCAAAAAUGGUUUCUGGAAAGAAUCAAUGUCGCAGGAGAACUGAGAAAACGGGCUCUCCAUGGUGGGGGGUGGGGGGUUGGUGGGCUGCUUUGGACACAUAUUUUGUCAUCUUCUGUUUCAUCAAUGAAUUAGAUAAUUGAUUCUCUUUUUAUUGUUUUACAAUUACUAUGGUGCAGAACUUAUCAUUGAUCUGUUUUUUUAGUAUUCA
Molecule: messenger RNA, 1814 nt
Organism: Diospyros lotus (date-plum)
Lineage: Eukaryota; Viridiplantae; Streptophyta; Magnoliopsida; Ericales; Ebenaceae
Exons: 13
Coding region: 391-1551 (386 amino acids)
Cellular component (GO): COPII-coated ER to Golgi transport vesicle; endoplasmic reticulum
Source: RefSeq, a predicted model, not a curated record